AUCCAUUCACAGCGACACAAGCGAACCAAACCAACAAUGGAGAGCACGAGCGCCAGCGCCGGCGCGCACGUGCUCCUCAUGCCGUACCCAGGAGCGCAAGGCCACACCAACCCGCUGCUCGAGUUCGGCCGCCGCCUCGCGUACCACGGCCUCCGCCCCACGCUCGUCUCCACGCGGUACCUGCUCUCCACCAUCCCGCCCCCCGGGGAGCCCAUCAGCGUGGCCGCCAUCUCCGACGGCUUCGACGACGGCGGGGCUGCCUUGUGCCCGGACCUCAAUGAUUACUUGCGCCAGCUCGAGGCCGUCGGCUCCCGGACGCUGGCGGAGCUUCUCCGGUCCGAGGCCGCCGAGGGACGGCCCGUGCGCGUGCUCGUUUACGACCCGCACCUGCCGUGGGCGCGGCGGGUGGCGAAGGCGGCCGGCGUCGCGACGGCGGCGUUCCUAUCGCAACCGUGCUCCGUGGACGUCGUCUACGGGGAGGUGUGGGCGGGGCGGCUGCCGCUGCCGGUGACGGACGGGAGGGAGCUGUUCACGCGCGGCUUGCUAGGUGUCGAGCUCGGGCCUGACGACGUGCCGCCGUUCGCGGCGAGGCCGGACUGGUGCCCGGCGUUCCUUAAGGUCUCCGUGCGGCAGUUCGAGGGGCUGGAGGACGCCGACGACGUGCUCGUGAACUCAUUCCACGACAUGGAACCCAAGGAGGCAGAUUAUAUGGCACUAAAAUGGCGCGCAAAGACAAUAGGCCCAACCUUGCCAUCAUUUUAUCUUGAUGAUGACCGUUUGCCAUUUAACAAGACUUAUGGUUUCAACCUAUUCAGCAGCAGUGUGUCAUGUCUGGCUUGGCUUGACAAGCAGCUCCCGUGCUCUGUAGUCCUUGUAUCAUAUGGGACUGUCUCCGACUAUGAUGAAACACAGUUGGAAGAGCUUGGCAACGGAUUGUGCAAUUCUGGAAAACCAUUCCUUUGGGUUGUGAGGUCAAAUGAAGAACACAAGUUGUCUUGUGAACUCCGUGACAAGUGCAAACAGCAUGGCCUCAUUGUUUCUUGGUGCCCCCAGCUCGAAGUCUUAGAACAUAAAGCCACAGGCUGCUUUUUCACACACUGCGGAUGGAACUCAACACUGGAAGCAAUUGUUAAUGGUGUGCCAAUGGUGGCAAUACCACACUGGGCAGACCAGCCAACCAUAUCAAAAUACAUGGAGAGCGCAUGGGGCUUGGGCGUCCGGGUGCGCAAGGAUGAGAAAGGCUUGCUGAGGAGAGACGAGGUGGAAAGGUGCAUCAAAGAGGUCAUGGAUGGAGAUAGGAAGGAUAAGUACAAGGCGAAUGCCACUAUGUGGAAGCAGAAGGCCAAGAAAGCUAUGCAGAAAGGAGGGAGCUCUGACAAGAAUAUUGCUGAAUUUGCCGCAAAGUAUUCAAGUUACUAAUUGUCAAGAUAUAAUGAUACUGUAUUAAUAGUUCAUAAUUUUGUGGAUGUGUACUGUAUGUUAAUAAUUCUGUCGGUGGAUUGUAAGUGCUACUUGCCUGCAUUAAUUUGCUUGUCAUAUAUACUUGGAAAGUGCUCUGCUCUAUUGGAUCUUCCAGACCUUAAAUAUGUGGAUUAUUCGACAGCCA
Setaria italica (foxtail millet) is the source of this 1606-nucleotide messenger RNA. RefSeq names its product UDP-glycosyltransferase 74F2. Lineage: Eukaryota; Viridiplantae; Streptophyta; Magnoliopsida; Poales; Poaceae. The coding region runs from base 37 to 1419 and encodes 460 amino acids. The record is from RefSeq and is a predicted model, not a curated record. Gene Ontology annotation, molecular function: UDP-glycosyltransferase activity. The transcript is spliced from 3 exons.